This is a messenger RNA of Mucor mucedo, 1023 nucleotides long. Its product is annotated as putative integral membrane protein conserved region-domain-containing protein. The record is from RefSeq and is a predicted model, not a curated record. Gene Ontology annotation, molecular function: lipid binding. Gene Ontology annotation, biological process: phospholipid transport. The transcript is spliced from 2 exons. The annotation marks the transcript as partial. NCBI's taxonomy places the organism in Eukaryota, Fungi, Mucoromycota, Mucoromycetes, Mucorales, Mucoraceae. Gene Ontology annotation, cellular component: endoplasmic reticulum; ERMES complex.
AUGUCAGGCAUUCAAUCCUAUGUACAAGGCUCCAAACGUCAAAAGGAGCAUGUGUACGCGCAAUUAAAGUGCGGCGCACUCUUCAUAUACGAAUCAGAUCAACCGAAUGAAGACUGUAAAAUCAUCAUACCCGUGCAUAACUACAACGUUUCCAUUCAUCCCGAGAAACAUCAGGAUCACGAUAUCUAUGGAAAGUCAGUAGCAUUGAGACUGACGCCUAAAACGGAGCUCUAUAUUACGUGUGCAAGACCUGUGGACAAGGAAGAUUGGUACUUUGGGUUAUUGGCAGCUACAGAUAUAAUGACUGAAUCACCCAACCACGUAGAAAUGAUGGACAUCACUCACUUUGAUGCUUCAGCCAUGCAAACGUUGAUUUCAACCGUACAACAAGACGCCGAGUACCGUGAGGUACAGUGGUUAAAUGCUAUUUUAGGAAGACUAUUUUUAGGCAUGUACAAAACGGAAGAGAUGCGUGAAUACUUUGAAGAAAAGAUAUCCAAAAAGAUCCAGAAAAUCAAGCGACCAAGUUUUCUGGGAGAUAUUUCAGUGCAAAGUGUGGAUAUCGGCAAUUCAAUCCCUUUUGUAACACAACCUAAACUUCUUUCCCUGACUCCAGAAGGGGAUCUGAUGGCGGAAGCUACCAUUCAUUAUGCAGGUGGCCUUCGAGUUGUGAUACAAACAGACUUUAAUUGGAAUUAUUCAUCCUUAAUGAAGCCUAUUAGGGUGCCUCUGGUCCUGUCCGUCUCCCUCAAAAAAUUGUCUGGUAAAUUCUUAAUGAAGGUGAAGCCACCCCCUACCAAUCGUUACUGGAUUGGUUUUUAUGAAAUACCCGUCAUGGAUUGGGAAAUCACUCCCAUCGUAUCUGACAAACAAAUACGUUUAUCCAUGGUAACAAACGCCAUACAGUCCAAAAUACGUGAAUUCAUGAUGGAGAAUAUCGUGCUUCCCAAUAUGGACGACUUUCCCUUUUGCCCUUCAGGUGGUAAAGGUGGUAUUUUUGGCGAACGUGUACCUAAACCUAGU